AUGCGUUGGGCCACCGUCCUGAUCAUCGCUGGGCUCUGUGGAGCCUCCCUGGGCCAGUACAAUGAAGAAGAAGACAUGGCUUGGUUACAGUACUAUAUGCGGCAGUCCCGUAUGUCCUCCUAUAACUACAUGCCCUACUACGAGGAUGAGAACACCCCUUAUGUGUACUCUUACCUCCCAGCUCCAGACACGGAGCCAGAGCCUGGCCCUGAACCUCAGCAAGCUCCUUCCUGGCAAUGUCCCCAAGAGUGUGAUUGCCCCCCUAACUUCUCAUCAGCCAUGUACUGUGACACCCGUAACCUGAGGUACUUGCCCUUCGUGCCUUCCCGGAUGAAAUACGUCUACUUCCAGAACAACCAGAUCACCGCCAUCCAAGAGGGGGCUUUUGACAAUGCCACGGAGCUGGAAUGGCUUGCACUGCACAACAACCAGAUCACCAGUGAGAAGAUGGGCAAAAGGGUCUUUGCCAAGCUCAAAAACCUGGAGAGAUUGUACAUGAACAACAACAACCUAACCAAGAUGCCCGGCCCCUUGCCCCGGUCCCUGAGAGAGCUCCACUUAUCUUACAAUCAGAUCUCCAAGGUCCCCUCCAAUGCUCUGGAGGGUCUGGAGAACCUCACAGCCCUGUACCUCAGCCACAACUACAUUUUUGAGAUGGGAGCAUCCCUCAAAGGGCUCAAGUCCUUGAUCCUUGCUGAUCUGAGCUACAACCACCUCAGGAAAGUCCCUGAUGGGCUCCCAAUGGCUUUGGAACAGCUCUACCUAGAGUACAACUACAUCAACACCAUCCCUGAUGACUAUUUCAAGGUCUCUCCCAAGCUGCUCUAUGUACGGAUGUCCCACAACAGCCUGACCAAUCAAGGUCUCUCUACCAACACUUUCAACAGCAGCAGCAUCCUUGAGCUGGACCUCUCUUACAACAGGCUCCAGAAGAUCCCCCGGGUCAACACCAACCUCGAGAACCUCUACCUUCAAGGGAACCAAAUCAACGAGUUCUCCAUCAGCAGUUUCUGCACCGUGGUGGACGUCAUGAACUACUCCAGGCUCCAGGUCCUGCGGCUCGACGGGAACGAGAUCAAGCGAAACGCCGUGCCCCCCGACGCCCCGCUGUGCCUGCGGCGUGCCACCAUCAUCGAGAUCUAG
This is a messenger RNA of Egretta garzetta (little egret), 1143 nucleotides long. It is a transcript of the gene FMOD, whose product is annotated as fibromodulin. The record is from RefSeq and is a predicted model, not a curated record. Bases 1 to 1143 code for a protein of 380 amino acids. NCBI's taxonomy places the organism in Eukaryota, Metazoa, Chordata, Aves, Pelecaniformes, Ardeidae. Gene Ontology annotation, molecular function: protein binding. The transcript is spliced from 2 exons.